Messenger RNA from Megalops cyprinoides (Indo-Pacific tarpon), 2447 nucleotides. It is a transcript of the gene ebf2, whose product is annotated as EBF transcription factor 2. NCBI's taxonomy places the organism in Eukaryota, Metazoa, Chordata, Actinopteri, Elopiformes, Megalopidae. The record is from RefSeq and is a predicted model, not a curated record. Gene Ontology annotation, molecular function: RNA polymerase II cis-regulatory region sequence-specific DNA binding; DNA-binding transcription factor activity, RNA polymerase II-specific. The transcript has 16 exons. Gene Ontology annotation, biological process: regulation of transcription by RNA polymerase II. The coding region runs from base 22 to 1776 and encodes 584 amino acids.
UCAUUUUAUGGUAAGUUUUAAAUGUUCGGGAUUGAAGAGCCACUGAUCAGAGAAGUGAACGGAAUUAAAGAAAAUCCUCUUGGAGCGGAGAUGGAGUCGGUCCGGUCCUGGGUUCGGAAUGUCGGAGUUGUGGAUGCGAACGUAGCGGCGCAAAGUGGUGUAGCACUGUCCCGGGCCCACUUUGAGAAGCAGCCCCCAUCAAACCUUCGCAAGUCCAACUUCUUCCAUUUCGUUCUGGCACUCUAUGACAGACAUGGACAGCCCGUUGAAGUGGAGAGGACAGCGUUCGUUGACUUUGUGGAGCAUGAAAAGGAGCAGACUGGAGAGAAGACCAACAACGGGACCCACUACAAGCUGCAGCUCCUUUACAGCAAUGGGGUGCGGACAGAGCAGGACUUGUAUGCACGACUCAUUGACUCCGUUACCAAACAGCCAAUCACGUAUGAAGGACAGAAUAAGAACCCCGAAAUGUGCCGGGUGCUGCUCACCCAUGAGGUUAUGUGCAGCCGCUGUUGCGAGAAAAAGAGCUGCGGCAACCGCAACGAGACUCCCUCAGAUCCCGUCAUCAUCGACAGGUUUUUCUUGAAGUUUUUCUUGAAGUGUAACCAAAAUUGUCUGAAGACAGCAGGGAAUCCACGAGACAUGAGAAGGUUCCAGGUGGUCCUGUCCAGCACUGUGAGCGUGGAUGGACACGUCUUGGCUGUGUCUGACAACAUGUUCGUCCACAACAACUCCAAACACGGGAGGCGGGCGCGCAGACUCGAGCCGGGGGAGAGCGUGGAGAAUGGCAUGGAGUACGCCACCCCUUGCAUCAAAGCCAUCAGUCCCAGUGAGGGCUGGACAACAGGGGGCGCCAUGGUCAUUGUGAUCGGGGAGAAUUUCUUCGAUGGGCUUCAGGUGGUGUUCGGCAGCAUGCUGGUAUGGAGUGAGCUGAUCACGCCCCAUGCCAUACGCGUCCAGACACCCCCACGGCACAUCCCGGGGGUCGUGGAGGUCACGCUGUCGUACAAGUCCAAGCAGUUCUGCAAGGGGGCCCCCGGACGCUUCAUCUACACAGCCCUGAAUGAGCCCACCAUCGACUACGGCUUCCAGCGUCUGCAGAAGGUCAUCCCCAGACACCCGGGUGACCCUGACAAGCUGGCCAAGGAGAUGCUACUGAAGAGAGCAGCCGAUCUUGUUGAAGCCCUGUAUGGAAACCCACACAGUAAUCAGGACAUGCUACUAAAGCGCGCAGCUGACAUCGCCGAGGCUCUGUACAGUGUCCCCCGCCCACACAGCCAGCUGCAGGCCUUGCCCAGCUCCCCAGCCCACGGCAGUGUCAUGGGUCUGGGCUCCUACCCCUCCCAGCUGGGCGUCAGCAUCGGCGAGCCGGGUCAGCCCAGCACACAGGGUUACAUCCGUAAUUCCAGCAGCUUGUCCCCUAGAGGGUACCCGUCUGCCUCCACACCUCAGCAGUCUGGCUACGGGGGUGGAGGGGGGAUGAGUGGAGGUUACGGGGCUGUGCCCAUGUCAAGUCUGGGUGUGCCAGGGUCCCCUGGAUUCAGCAAUGCCUCCCCUACCAGCUCCCCCUAUGGUAUCAUGCCCUCCAGCCCGACAAUUCCAGGUUCGAGCUCCUCGUCCUCCCUCCUGCCCUUCUCCUCCUUCCCCUCCUCGGCCAAGCAGAAGAGCGCCUUCGCUCCCGUUCUGCGACCCCAGGGAUCCCCAUCCCCUGCGUGCCCCGCCUCGGGUGGCAACAGCUUCAGAGCAAUGACAGGUCUGGUUGUCCCCCCAAUGUAGCAGAACACCCUCUUCUUCCCACUGUCCUGAUCAAGCACUCCUUUCAACACCUUUAACCUAAAGAAGGGGUAGGGGUAAUGGGACCAAAACUGACUGCUCCACACCUUCCCACAUACCCCUCUUUUCCACAGAAUUCUCUCUUUUGCUUCCUGACUGCGCACCUCCUCAACUGAUUAGUAAACCUCAGAUUUCAAUAAACGCAUCGGCCAUAUCAAUUUGACACUUUGAUGGCAACGUAACGGGUGUCCAAUCCAAACCGGCGGUCGAGCAGAAACACGGUCCACCCGUCACAGCAAACAGGAGCCUGACUGAGGCAAUCAUCCAUGGAGAGCAAAAGCAAGGAGGAACUGAGGAGGAGAGCUAAGAGAGUCUGUGCCAGGGUAUCCUCACGUAAGCGUUCAGAUGACCUCUCACCUUUCUGCCCCAAACAAAUAAACACGCUUCUCAGCCUGAUGCACACAGGCCCGUGCCAGCAAGGUCACAUUGUUCCAGGCCUGUACAUCAUGUGAGCUGUCGCCACACUGCCAGCUGCAACAUCGGGCUGCCCUCAUUUAUCUCUGCCAUGUGAAAAGGACCACGGCUUAUAGCAGAGGGUGACUCAUGGCAUUUGGACAGGUCCCGUCCCACUGGACACUCAUAACUGUAGGUUCUGAUAUGAAAAGCAGGGUGCU